Molecule: messenger RNA, 5017 nt
Organism: Syngnathus acus (greater pipefish)
Lineage: Eukaryota; Metazoa; Chordata; Actinopteri; Syngnathiformes; Syngnathidae
Gene: sh3pxd2aa
Product: SH3 and PX domains 2Aa
Exons: 16
Coding region: 682-4287 (1201 amino acids)
Biological process (GO): superoxide anion generation
Cellular component (GO): cytoplasm
Molecular function (GO): phosphatidylinositol binding; protein binding; superoxide-generating NADPH oxidase activator activity
Source: RefSeq, a predicted model, not a curated record
CAGCUCCUCAUGUCUCCGGCCAGAAAGCAGCUCAUGACUCAGUGCCUGCGGUGUUCAGCUGAAACGAUCCGACGCGGCCUUGGAAACAACUCAAUGAAUCAGCACUGUAUUUGUGGACCACCCUUGUCUUUUUCAAUACGUAACAGUCUCCUGCCAAGCCUGGAAGAAAAGUUAUUUUAAGACGAGUCGGUUCCUGCAUUGAUUUACCAACCGAGCGAUACGUUGUCAGCUAUCCUCCUCACGAGUAUUUUAUUCAAAGUAGCCCCGUGGACGUAUGAGAAGCACGUCCCACUCUUUUCCCAAAUCCCUGCGGCAAAUAGAAUACGAGAAGCGUUUGACACUGGAUUGACCAGCUAUUUUACAACAACUAGACUGUGACGUCUAGGUAUGCGGAGGGUCUCGUGGCCACCGAGACAGACACAAAGGGACUCUCGUCAAUUUCCCAAGAAUUUAAGGUGAUUGCCUUCUUCCGGCGUUGUUGUUUUUUUUUUUUUUUUUCGUGGGGAAACGGAGGAGCCCUGACAGCGUAUGUCACCGAGGGUUUACGCACAGCGUUUUCUUGGACGGACUAUUGAUAAGUUUAUAAUUGGAUUGGUGGUGAUUGGGCGAAUGGAACAAUUACCAAACUGGCCGACAAGGAGCUGACGUCUUUCUCCGAACUGGCUGGGAAUCGGACGAUGAAUGCAGGGAUUUAUUCGGUGUGAUUCGAGCUGCAGCAGCUGUCUGCAAGGCGCGUUUAUGUACAGCUUUUGCAGGGUCAAGAUGCAGGUUCGGACUGUGCUGGACGUCAAAGUGGUGGACGUGGAGAAAAGGCGCAGUCCAUCGAAACAUUACGUUUAUCUCAUCAAUGUCACCUACUCCGACAAUACCUCUCACAUCAUUUACAGAAGAUACAGCAAGUUCUUUGACCUUCAGAUGCAAAUACUUGACAAGUUUCCAAUUGAGGGCGGGCAAAAAGAUCCAAAGAAGAGGAUUAUCCCAUUUCUCCCAGGCAAAAUUCUCUUCCGAAGGAGUCAUGUGCGAGACGUGGCCAUGAAGCGACUGCGUUUCAUUGACGACUACUGCAGGGCACUUGUGCGACUCCCCCCUCACAUCUCCCAGAGUGAAGAGGUGCUACGCUUCUUUGAAACUAAAGCUGAAGAUCUCAACCCCCCUGUGGAGGACUACGGCUCCAAGCGCAAGUCGGUAUGGAUGUACGGCAUUACCGACAGCCCAAGGAAAGAGGCGUCAGGGAUUGACAGCUUGGAGCCUAUGGUACUGGAGCAGUAUGUGGCCGUGGCCAACUACGAGAGACAGGAGAACUCUGAGAUCAGCCUCAAGGCCGGUGAGACAGUGGAUGUGAUUGAGAAGAGCGAAAGUGGUUGGUGGUUUGUCAGCACAGCGGAGGAGCAGGGAUGGGUGCCUGCCACAUACCUUGACUCCCAAAGUGGAACCAGAGAUGAUUUGGAUUUAGGAACCUCCAGGACAGGAGAGGUGACUAAAAGACGCAAGGCCCAUCUGAAGAGGCUUGAUCGUCGAUGGACACUUGGGGGUAUUGUGAACCGCCAACAAAGCAGAGAAGAGAAGUAUGUAACAAUACAGCCAUAUAGCAGUCAAGGGAAGGAUGAAGUCAGCUUUGAGAAAGGAGUCACUGUGGAAGUUAUUCAAAAGAACCUUGAAGGCUGGUGGUAUGUCAGAUAUUUAGGGAAAGAAGGAUGGGCCCCUGCCUCCUACUUGAAAAAGUUAAAAGAAGACUUCUCUCCUCGAAAGAAGCCACUGUCGGGCCCUGUGGAAAUCAUUGGCAACAUCAUGGAGAUCAGCAGUCUUUUACAAAAGAAAGCGGUCAGUGAAAAGGACAUCCAGACAGACGGCGAGGGUAGCACCACACCAGAGCGCCACAUCUCCAAGAGUGAGAUCAGCUUGCCCAUGCCCUUUAGCUCUGAGAUCAAUGCUGAGACAGGCAGGCGGUUGAGCGCAGGCCGUGAUACCAACAGUCCAUGUCUGGGAAUAGCAGCAGCGAGCUCUGCUCGAAGCGAAGCCAAAGCGAGAGGCGAACCGGGUUCCCCGGCCGUUGCCAGAGUUGCGCCUCACAGAGUUGAAGUCGGCUUUGACUCCAUAGGGUCUCCCAAUCUGAGACAAAAACCUCCUCCAAGAAGAGGGACCAAUUUGGGGUUGCAGUUGCCCAAGCCACCAGAACCACCUGCUGUGGAAGCAGAGUAUUACACCAUUGCAGAUUUCCAGUCAUCCAUUUCUGAUGGCAUCAGCUUCCGUGGAGGACAAAAGGCUGAUGUGAUAGAGAAGAACCCUGGAGGUUGGUGGUAUGUACAAAUUGGAGAGAUGGAGGGCUGGGCGCCAUGUUCCUACAUCGACAAACGCAAGAAGCCCAACAUCAGCCGUCGAACCAGCACCCUGACCAGGCCCAAAGUCCCACCCCCAGCACCGCCUGUGAAAAAGCAUGAUUCUGAGGAGCCUCCUCCUCCUGCCACAUCCACUCCUAAAGUAACAGACUCAGUAAAAAGGUCUGUGUAUGAGGAACCUGAAUACGAUGUUCCUGCAAUUGGCUGUGAAGGUGAAUCGGAUACAGAUUCUCUCAAAGAUGAACAUUCCCUGGAUGUUAAGAUUAGUAAUAUAGUCAGCAACAAGUAUCGCAGUUCCCCGCCUUCAAGUAAAGCUUCCCCUCCCGUCUGCAAAAAAUCACCAGUUUUCACCCAACGGAGGGCCUCAUUUAGAUCCGUCGAAGAAGUUGCUAAAGAGGAAUGUAUCUAUGAAAAUGACGGCUUUCGCUCUAGUAGUGGGAUGGAGGGAAAGACCGCUAAAGUGUCAAGUGAGCCCAACUCUCCAAGGACCUACCAUUCUUCAACAGUUCCACGCAAACCCUCUGGGUCUUCACCGUUGCCUGGUCACCCCACAAAAACAGUGACCCCAGAGAUGAAUAGAAGAAGCCAAACUCUUGGUAGACAUACAGACAUUCACUUCCGGUCCCACGAGAACAAUCCCCAUUCCUCGUCAGACGAAUUGAAUCGAGGCACCAAGAAAUGCACAGGCACUAGCCAGGAUGUGGAGCAGAGAAUAGGUCAGAGCCCGUCAACUAGACCGAAGCCUUCUGUCAGACCUAAACCACUCCUGACUAAGUCAGAUCCUCAGAGUCCUGAGAGGAUGGACAUCAGUUCCCUGAGACGCCAUUUGAAGCCCACAAGUCAUUUACGACUUGGACCGAAGCCUUCUCGAGGAGAAGACGCUGAGACAACCUCUGUAAUAUCAUCUGAGGAAUCUGUCAGCUCACGCAGUGCAUCGGAUCUUUCAUCUGUGUACUCCAAAAGUAGCUAUGGAGAGACUGACGCAGUGGGAUCUUGUCUCUACCGCUCCCUGGAUGCCUACAAGAAAGUCCAAGAAUCUGAGAUCAGCUUUCCAGCUGGGGUGGAGGUGGAAGUUCAGGAGAAGCAAGAGAGUGGCUGGUGGUACGUGCGCUGGGGUUCUGAGGAGGGUUGGGCUCCCUCAUACUUUUUAGAACCUGUCAAGCGAGCAGGUGAUGCUGCGAGGCGAGAAUCAGAUGGACAUGGCAGUGGUGGCAGUAAGUCCAAUAGCCUUGAGAAAAAUGAAAAGCACGUUAUGGCUCUAAAUAAUGUCAAUAUUCAGGUUUUGACCCAGCAGCAUCAAGGAUUGCAAAGGAACACUCCGCCAAUUCCUUCCAAGCCUCCGGGGGGCUUCACAAAGCCAUCUGGGGUGGUUAAUGGAAGUGUGCGGAUGAGGAAUGGGGUACGCCAAGUGGCAGUGAGGCCUCAGUCUGUAUUUGUGACGUCAACGCAGCCAGCUAAGGAUACACAUUACAUGACGGGAUCCCUGAGACGAAAUGACUCACUUGGCAGGAGUGAUCGCUAUGGCUCCGGUUCUGCCACACUUGGUGUCCACCGAAAUGCCUCCUUCAGCACAGUGCGACCACACGUGGUCGUUGAAAGUCAGACAAGACCUGCCGAGCGCUCGAACCUUGGGUCCUCGGUGAGCGGGUUCGUCUCAAGCAAUGUCCAGGAUCCCCUUGGCAGAUUAAGCCAGCGCAAUGGUAUCCCUGUGUCCACAGUCCGUCCCAAACCCAUAGAGAAGAGCCAGCUGAUCAAAAACAACCUUGGUAGGGAUGUGUAUGUGUCCAUCGCCGAUUACCAUGGUGAUGAAGAGACUAUGGGAUUUACUGAGGGCACCUGUCUGGAGGUCUUGGAGCGAAACCCCAAUGGUUGGUGGUACUGCCAGGUGCAAGACAGCCUGCUUCCCCGUAAAGGCUGGGUCCCAUCCAAUUACCUAGAGCGCAAGAAAUAAAAGCCACCCAUAUUCACUUCAACACAUUUUUUUUUGAAGUCCCUGAGGAAGUGGGUGACAUAAUCCUUUAAGAAUGUUACCCACAGUCUCCCACAAGCAAUACGCCAUUGAAUAUAGCCACUUCGAGAAAAGGACACAUUAAGUAGUGGGAUACUUAAAUAGGUGUACGGAGAGUGUGAAGCAUUUUACCUGGGAGCGAAAGCAAAGGAUCUGGGACAAUAUUUGACAAGGCCCACCUUACAACAUGGUCAGAAAGGGGUUUUUCUAUAAUUACAUCACAGAUUGUGAUGGUUGAUAAGUGCCUUUUGUGUUUCACCUAAAUGGAAGUACUAAAUGGUGGAUAGAUAAUUGUUACACCAACCAAAUCUUUUAAAUGUGCCAUACAUCUUUGAAUACCACCACUUGGUGACUCCAACAUCAAGUUGAAACAACUGUUUGGGAUCUAGCGUGAUAAUUGGUUAAGGCUUAAAUGGAAGGCACAUGUUUGAUGGGCUGAGAAUGAUAUUUCAAGUUCCACUCAUCAAAAAAAAGGCUUUUCUCUGUGUUGUAUUUUGAAUGUUAGUGUUUAAUGUUGAGUUGAUGAUUCCUUAGAUAAUUAUUUCUGCUUUCUUGUGACAUCUCAUCUGCCAGCAGCCAAUGUGAUCAAAGUAAAAGCUCUUUCAACAUUCUACAACUCGAGUGACUUUUGCAAAACACACAAUAGUCUAAUUAGUCGCAACGUAUGGACCCU